AUUUAUGAAAAACUCGAAGAUUAAUGUUAAAAAAAAGUAAAUUACAUUAUAUAAAAGUAUAAUUAGUAUCUUGGCUUUAUCCGAAUUUAUUCCAGGAUCAAUAAAUUUAUCAUAAGGAGUGAAAAUAAAAACCAGUCUGCUGCUACAGCUACUUCAACUACUGACUCACUUUUUUUUCUGUAUUGACUGGUCUAGAAGAGACAGUUUUGUUGCCACAAUUGAAAUAAUUUCUGGUGAAUUGUAGCAACAAAUAUGUCUUCAUCGGCGAUAUAUGUUUUGGAUGUAAAAGGUAAAGUGCUAAUAUCGCGCAAUUACCGUGGCGACAACAUGGAUUUGGCCGUAAUAGACAAAUUCAUGCCGUUGUUAAUGGAAAAGGAAGAGGAGGGAAUGAUCACACCCAUAUUGCAAACGGCCGAAUGUACUUUUGCCUACAUAAAAACAAACAAUUUGUAUAUUGUAUCCACUACGCCGCGCAACAAGAAUGUCAAUAUUGCGUUGGUGUUUGUAUUUCUACACAAAAUAGCUCAAGUGUUUAUCGAGUAUUUCAAGGAGUUGGAGGAAGAGUCUAUACGUGACAACUUUGUCAUAAUAUACGAGCUGCUUGAUGAGCUCUUAGAUUUUGGCUACCCCCAGACCACAGACUCGAAGAUACUACAGGAGUACAUUACACAGGAAGGUCACAAAUUGGAAAUACAACCACGCAUUCCCAUGGCCGUAACAAAUGCGGUUUCAUGGCGUUCAGAGGGUAUUAAAUAUCGUAAGAAUGAAGUAUUUUUGGAUGUUAUAGAGUCCGUCAAUCUCCUGGCCAAUGCAAACGGCAAUGUGUUGCGCAGUGAAAUUGUAGGUGCCAUUAAAAUGCGCGUCUAUCUGUCGGGUAUGCCCGAAUUGAGAUUGGGUUUGAAUGACAAGGUUCUGUUUGAGAGCACAGGUCGUGGCAAAUCCAAAUCUGUAGAAUUGGAAGAUGUCAAAUUUCAUCAAUGCGUUCGUUUGUCUAGAUUUGAAAAUGAUCGUACAAUUUCUUUUAUACCACCUGAUGGCGAAUUUGAAUUAAUGUCCUACAGAUUGAAUACACAUGUAAAACCAUUGAUCUGGAUAGAAUCAGUCAUUGAACGUCAUGAGCACUCUCGUGUUGAGUAUAUGAUCAAGGCCAAAUCACAGUUUAAACGUCGUUCUACAGCAAACAAUGUGGAGAUUAUUAUUCCGGUACCAGCCGAUGCAGACUCACCGAAAUUCAAGACCACCAUUGGCAGUUGCAAAUAUGCACCCGAACAAAAUGCUGUCAUUUGGACUAUUAAAUCGUUUCCGGGCGGCAAGGAGUAUUUAAUGCGAGCUCACUUUGGACUGCCCAGUGUUAAGAGUGAAGACAGUUUAGAGGGCAAACCGCCUAUCCAAGUGCGAUUUGAAAUUCCAUACUUUACGACAUCUGGCAUACAAGUACGCUAUUUGAAAAUCAUUGAAAAGAGUGGUUAUCAAGCUCUACCUUGGGUGCGUUACAUCACUCAGAAUGGAGACUAUCAGCUACGCACUAAUUAAUAGUUGCUUUUAUAAAUGGAAUGCCUUGAUGUUUCUGCUUAAAAAUAUAUAUUUUAUUUUGUAUUACUACUUGUUUGCAAGGUUUUUUUCUGUUUUUAUUAUACAUUGUAAGAUUUUAUUCAAAUAUUUUAAGAGAAAAAAAACAAAACAAAAUUCAUUCCGUAUUAAAUUUUACAAACUAUUGAGAAUUUUUGGUAUUCUUUGAUUAUUUCGUGUAUACAUAUGUAUUAAAGUUUAAAUGAAGAAAAUAAAACGACUUUGUUUUUAAUUGUAUUUAACUGCUGUUGCUCUGUAUAUUUUCAAUAAUCGGCUAAAACAAAAUAUAUUUACAUGUAUAAAUUGAUAUUGAUAUCUGAAGGAUAUACAACAUAACAUACACUUUUGUCCAAUUCACAACAAUUAUACAGAAUUUGUUUAUGCAAAAUAUACCCUCAAUCAAAAAUAAUAAUUGCUUUAAAAUUAUUUACAUAUAUGUAUUUCUAUAACUUGUACUACUUAAAUAAACUAAUAAAUGCACUUUAAACUA
Molecule: messenger RNA, 2059 nt
Organism: Calliphora vicina (urban bluebottle blowfly)
Lineage: Eukaryota; Metazoa; Arthropoda; Insecta; Diptera; Calliphoridae
Gene: AP-1mu
Product: adaptor protein complex 1, mu subunit
Exons: 2
Coding region: 253-1533 (426 amino acids)
Biological process (GO): intracellular protein transport; vesicle-mediated transport
Cellular component (GO): clathrin adaptor complex; clathrin-coated vesicle
Molecular function (GO): clathrin-cargo adaptor activity
Source: RefSeq, a predicted model, not a curated record